CGGAUAUGUUAGAAUCUGUCAUCGCUGCGACCGACCACCACCACACAUCCAACCACGAAUCGGCCAAAACGUACAAACGACCUUCACAGAUCACACAAAGCUCUUGUCUCUCUCCUUGCAGCUUGAUACCUUCAAUCCAAGACGUACCGCCAAUCGAACCAUCAUGAGGGCCAACAUCAUACUCCGCGCUGGAAAAUCCGCCGAUCACACCCUGUAUCAUGCCGAGCCUCAGGGGUUCUGGAAAAAGUUCCGUGAUGCUGUUGUCGUCAACCCCGAGAUCUCGUCUGGAUUGCCUAUCCCAGAGUUGAACCGUAACCCCGCGCCGGCUUCUAGGCCCGAGCUCUAUGCCACCCCGGCUACCGAGGCCAGUGACAUCGCUUUCAACCCGUACUACAAGCGAGACUUCCGCCGACAAUUCCCUGCAACAUCCUAUGUCUCACAAGAAAAGCUGGCGGGUCUCCUGCUGGCAUCCCCUGAAGGCCAGAAAGCCUUGCCCUCACCCUCCACCACCACCGACAUUAUCAAGUCUGGACCUUCUCACUCUCUGAAUGAAGUCCUCGCCGUGCUGCCCAACACCUUUGCGUCAGAAGGAGGCAUAUCGGUCACCUCGACUGCGAGCGGUUUGCCUCCCAAGCCUCCCGCUUUCGGUGGAAAGAAAUGGGUCCCUGUACCAGGCGACGAGAUCCCCCACGCACCCGAUGCUUACUGGCCUAUGGUGUCUUACCGCUAGACCCGCCUGAAUGAUUUGGAUUGUGGUGAUAUCUCGCCAUAUCGCGGACGGCAUUGUACAAGCAGAACUAUUUUGGAUAUAAA
Messenger RNA from Filobasidium floriforme, 813 nucleotides. RefSeq lists its product as uncharacterized. Lineage: Eukaryota; Fungi; Basidiomycota; Tremellomycetes; Filobasidiales; Filobasidiaceae. The record is from RefSeq and is a predicted model, not a curated record. The coding region runs from base 164 to 730 and encodes 188 amino acids. The transcript is spliced from 7 exons.